Messenger RNA from Lathyrus oleraceus (garden pea), 1759 nucleotides. RefSeq names its product putative UDP-glucuronate:xylan alpha-glucuronosyltransferase 4. Lineage: Eukaryota; Viridiplantae; Streptophyta; Magnoliopsida; Fabales; Fabaceae. Gene Ontology annotation, molecular function: glycosyltransferase activity. The record is from RefSeq and is a predicted model, not a curated record. Bases 65 to 1756 code for a protein of 563 amino acids. The transcript is spliced from 2 exons.
CAUCCAAAAUUUGUGAAACUAUAACCCACCUAAUUUCUAAACACAAAAUUUUAAAGAAAAAAAAAUGCCUUCUAAGUUCUCUUCUAAUUCUAAUUCUUUGUCUCGUUCAAUUUUGAAUCGAAGAAGUUUUUAUGUUUUUCUUGUUCUUAUCUCUCUAUCCAUUUUCCUGUUUGUCUUUUCAAUGAAGUAUCAAAGAAUUGAUGUUCAUGAGAACACAAAACCGUCUUGGUUCGAGUUUAUAGCACAAGAUUUUCAUAGCAAAGCAAAGAUAAAGAUUGGUUUAGUUAACGUCAAUCCAAGAUCAAUGGAUGAAAAACUAUAUGCAAUUCGAUCGCGGGUAGAUAUUGUACCUAUCGAUUUCGAUCGAGUUGAUGAGAAUUUGAAAUGGAAUGACUUUUUUCCAGAAUGGAUUGAUGAGGAAGAAAGAGUGCAUAAGCCCAAAUGCCCAAACAUGCCUAUGCCAACUUUAAAGAAUUACAAAGAUCUUGAUGUUGUGGUGGCUAAGGUUCCAUGUGGGGUGGGAUCAAUGGAGGAAAAAGGGAUUAGAGAUGUUUUUAGGUUACAAAUAAAUUUAGUGGUGGCUAAUUUGGUUGUGGAAGCUAAAAGGCUAGAAAAUUUUGAGAGUGAUCAUGGAAAUAUGCAUGUUGUAUUUGUUGGAUCUUGUGGUCCUAUGGUUGAGAUGUUCAGAUGUGAUGACUUAUUGAUGCAUCAAAGUGAUUAUUGGAUUUACAAGCCUGAUUUGAAGAGACUCAAACAUAAAACUCUAAUGCCGGUUGGGUCGUGUCAGAUUUCUCCGAGUUAUGCAGAAAAAGGUAAAGAGAUGUGGAGGAGUUAUUUGCCACAAUCACUAGAGCACAAUAAUAGUAACGUUCAAGGUCCAAAGCUAGCUUAUGUAACUGUUCUUCACUCUUCAGAAGAGUAUGUUUGUGGUGCAAUAGCUCUUGCACAAAGCAUACUUUUAUCUGGUAAAAGUAUUUUUGAACCCAUCGAUCUUGUCCUUUUGGCUGAUGAUUCAAUUGGUCCUGAGUCCACUAGAGGCUUAAGAGCUGCAGGUUGGAAAAUUAUACGCAUUCAACGUAUUAGAAGUCCAUUUGCUAAUGAAAAAGCAUAUAAUUGUUGGAACUAUAGUAAGCUGCGUAUAUGGCAACUCACUAUGUAUGACAAAAUAAUUUUUAUAGAUUCUGAUUUCUUAGUAUUGAAGAGCAUUGACAGUUUCUUUGCUUAUCCUCAAUUAUCAGCUGCACCUAAUGAAGAUGUAUUGUUCAACUCUGGUUUGACUGUAGUUGAGCCAUCUCAGUGCAUGUUUGAGUAUAUGAUGAACAAAACAUCAAAGAUAAAACCAUAUAAUGGAGGUGAUCAAGGUUUCGUGAAUGAAGUAUUCACAUGGUGGCAUAGAUUACCAUCAAAAUUAAACUACAUGAAAUCAUUUAAGAAAAUUGGUGAUAAUAAACAUCAGAUACAAGAGGGUGUGUACACUAUACAUUAUCUAGGUUUGAAACCAUGGAUGUGUUAUAGAGAUUAUGAUUGUAAUUGGGAUUUGCAAGAUCAUUAUGUGUAUGCCAGUGACUCUGCCAAUGAAGUUUGGUGGAAAAUUUAUGAUAAUAUGCCAAAACAUCUACAAUCAUAUUGUGCAAUGACAAGGAAAUCAAAUAAAAAUUUUGUGUGGAACAGGAAAUUAGCAAAAAAUGCUAGUUUGCCUGAUGAACAUUGGAGAAUUGAAGUUAAGGAUGCUAGAAAGAUGACAUAUUUAGAUUAGAAU